CGAUCACUUAGUAGACUGAGCGCCCGCGAAUCGAUCGCGCACCCCGGACUCUCGCCUGACCGAGGAAGGUGUCUCCGCUCGAGUUCAGAUUUUACGGAUUAGUUAACGUGUAACCGUCGUCUCGAUAAGCUCGUUGUUCUGAACUGUUGCGGUUCUCGUGCUGCCACAGUGCUUGCUGUUCUUCGGUGAGCUGUUUUGUGCAGUUUGCAGAAACUCUCUUUCUUCUGCUGUGUUCAAAGUUGUUCUGACUUUUAUUUUCUGAUCGCUGCUUUCGUGGAUUUUUAUUAUUAGUAGCUUUUUAAUCUUUAUGUCACCUUGACAGUGUUUGUUAGUGCUUUUCUGUUUUGUAAUAUUUUAUGGAAUUUUGCUAGUGGUGUUAAGAGGUGAAAAAAGUCUCGAUCGAACCAGAAUCGACAGCAUUCGGAGGGAGAAAGUGCUUUGAUUUUUCUUCAAUUAAGAAGUAUUAUAAGCUUUUCGAUUAGCAACACGCAGUGUUUCAGUGACUUUUACUAAAUCAUAAGCGCGGAUCGCAACGACUGGCACCUUUGCCUCUAUAGGCUGGCCAGCACCAUCCAGCCGUACGUACAAUUAAAACCCAAGUUGUGCACUUUUUCUUGGCAACCAGUGAAGGCAUAACAAAAUAAUAAUAAUAAAAGUAAUAAUAUACACAUGUGUGUACGUUAGCUGUGUGGCUUAAGGCUCGCUGUGCAGUACGAACUGUGGGUAUGCUUUGGACUGCUGCACGGUUUAGUAGUGAAACCACUUGAGAGUGACCGUUUGUGAAACGAGUUACUCGGCGGUCCACCGUUGUAAGUAGUUCGAUUUUUCCGCGCCUUUAGAGCCACAGGAAAAACAUAAACAUACACUCAAAACCAUGAAGAUGUGAAGUGUUUGAAAUAGUGUGAUCAUCAUUUCCGAGCUGUUUUGCGAAAAAGUUUCACCCUCUGCAGACGAUCAACACCCCCAGACUGUGUGAAGCUUCGGGGUAAACGCCGAAAAACGAAACACGAAAAACCCGUGGCAAAGGUGGCAGACGAAGCGGCAAUUAUUCGACACUAAAACGUUAAACUUUUUGUGCAAGUUUGGUUUCGCUUGGCGGGAAAGAAAGGAAAAUCCGCUCAUUGGGGAAUUGAUUAAAGGCUAAAACUGAACAAAAAUUAGCCCCACGAGAUAGACUCGGUGCAGGUGUGGGAGCCUUCAAUUUUUUGCCGUCUUUCUUUUUGACCAGUGGCAAUCGGUUUACGUAAUUUUCUUCUAUUUUCGUUUUGUUCGUCGGCAAAACAGAAAGAAAAUCAUCGAACACUGACCGGCCGUCGAAGCUGGGGACGAUGAUAGGAAACGGAGGAGAAGGUAUAUAGUAAAACGGAAGUGAUGGGAAGCUGCUAGUUUGUGGAAAAUGAGAUAAAUAUUAUCGUUGGUGAGAAAUUUGCCCAUCAAAAGGCAACAACGAGCGGUGUAGUCAGAUAGAGGGAGAGAAGAAAAUAAUUAAUUCGAUUAGGUGAAAAUUUCGAAAAGGAAAACAGUAAGACAUCGAAUUUGAUUGUGACCGAGAUUCAGUGCCGUGUGGUGCCGAUGUACGGUGAAAAGUGAUUUGGAAAACUUAGGGACAAUAAGGAACAAAGGGUGUGCGGUGCAGUGAAUUUUUCGAACGAAAGUGCAACUGACGAAGCUGAUUGGGAGGAAAAGUUUAGCAUGUUUAACAUCUAGUUUAUGAGCACGGAGCGAAUUUACCGAGUGCGUGUGUGCCUUCGUUGGAUAGUCCAUUGCGAGGACGCAUUGGAAACAAAACGGAAAGAAAACCGAAAAGGAAGUUAAUACUUGGCUGCUAUUGAACAUAUCAAUGUACAUCGUGCUUGGGAACUAAAACGUCAAUACCCCUCUUGCCAAGAUGACGCGACUUGGCUUAUACAUAGCAGCGUCAUGGACGAUAUUCUGCACGUACAGUGUUGCCAUGCCGGAUAUACACCACCGCAUGACGUCGUCCCAGCUUCAGGAGGUUUUCCAUGUGGAUCAUCCGGACGCUGUGCCUUCUUACGAGGUGGUCCAGCUAACACAUCACACCAAUCAGCCGGCGCUGCACCACCACCGUCGCAAACGAAGCAUAGACGCGGGAAGCUCAAAAGUUAGUGCCAGCAACCUUCUGCAGCAGGGUGGUGCCGGGAACCACCAUGUGAAGAAAGAUUUGAGCAAAGUGAAGUUCAGUGAAAAAGUUAGUGAAAGUCUGGUUCCGUUGAAGAAACGAACGGAUGUUACUGCGACUUCGACUGGCUUGCCAGCGACCACCAGCGACGGUGGUUCUGAGCAGGAGCCAAUUCUACCGGAAAUGCAACCGCAACCGAAGCCAGAAGCAAGUGAUGAAAGUGAUAGUGAUAGCAAUAAGAUUAGUGAUGUUAGCAUACGACACAUUAAAGAGCACAAGGUGUCAUUCAGUGCGUUCGGCGAAAAUCACAACUUGACGCUGCAGCAAACCGAGGGUCUGUUUAAGGAUGGACCGAACUUGCUGCGCAUGUGGAACGUGCGGGUCGACCCGAACGCAACCCAGGGUCUCGUGUACGAGGAAAUACAAGAGGAGAAUCCACAAUCAGAAGACUCGUUUGGUAAUAUUUACCAAGAUCAACAGAACGUGGCUGCAGUGUUGAUGCGAAAGCAUCUGGAAAGCGGCGAUCUUAUGAUGGAGGGUAGUAUAGGACAUCAACUUGUGAUAAAACCAGUGCCAACCGAAAUCUCCCAGGCGGAGGAUGGUAGUGUUCAUCAUGUUAUUUUUAAGCGAACGGUGUCAUCGGACAACCACAACGAUGACAGCAGUGAUUAUGCAUUCAUGGAGCCGGACCGGCUGCAGAAGCGAUUUCGUACCAAACGAAGUCCGCAAGGGUAUUACAAGUCACCACGAGCGCUCGAUACCACAAUCUAUCCGGAGAUUCUGGUGAUAGUGGACUACGACGGCUACCGGUUACACGGCGGCGACAACGUCCAGGUGAAGCGCUACUUUGUCUCGUUCUGGAACGGAGUGGACCUGCGGUAUCGGCUGCUGAAAGGACCACGGAUCCGCAUCAGCAUCGCCGGGAUCAUCAUAUCACGGGGUCGUGAUGCCACUCCUUACCUGGAACGGAAUCGCGUGGGACGCGACGCUAUCGAUUCCGCCGCUGCCCUCACCGACAUGGGCAAGUAUCUGUUCCGAGAGCGAAGACUGCCGGUGUACGACAUUGCAGUUGCCAUAACGAAACUAGAUAUGUGUAGAAGACAGUAUGCAAAUGACGCGUGUAAUCGCGGUACAGCAGGCUUCGCAUACGUUGGAGGCGCCUGCGUCGUAAACAAGCGACUGGAGAAGGUCAACAGUGUAGCCAUCAUCGAGGACACCGGUGGCUUCAGCGGUAUCAUUGUAGCGGCCCAUGAAGUUGGUCAUUUACUUGGAGCCGUCCACGAUGGGUCUCCCCCGCCCAGCUAUCUCGGAGGACCGGGUGCGGAAAAAUGCCGCUGGGAAGAUGGUUACAUUAUGUCCGAUCUGCGGCACACCGAACGGGGCUUCCGGUGGUCACCGUGCAGUGUUCAGAGUUUUCAUCAUUUCCUCAAUGGUGACACCGCCAGUUGUCUGCACAAUCCACCUCACGAAGAUGAAGCGUUAGGUCGGGCGCUUCCAGGAACGCUUUUGUCACUGGAUGCGCAGUGCCGACGGGAUCGUGGAACCUCGGCCUGCUUCAAGGACGAGCGAGUCUGUGCGCAGCUGUUCUGCUUCGAUUCAGCCAGUGGUUAUUGCGUGGCAUAUAGACCUGCGGCUGAAGGGUCCAACUGUGGCGAAGGACAACACUGUCUGGACGGUAGAUGUGUAACCGAUCACGAGAACAUAAUUCCCGACUACUCGCAGCACACGCCAUCGUACGCGAGAUUCAAUCAGCAAACAGUUAAAUUUAACUACGACGACAAGUCGGGUCAGCAGGAAGAAUAUUAUGAACCGUCUAGUAGCACGUCGUCCACAACAACCAGCACCACCAGCACCACAACAACGACAACCACCACCACCACAACUACACCACCGCCGCCACCGACAUCGACGAGGAAUUAUUAUCAAUAUUUCCACCACAAAUCCACGAGUACAUAUCAUAUGGAUGAUGAGGACAGACGAUACAAGAAUUUCAUGAAUGCCAUCAAACGAAAACGAUUACAACACCUAAAGGAGCAACUGCAGCAACAGGAAAUCGUCAGCAAUCAACAGUGACCCGACUACUGUUUAAGAUAACAUACAAGCAACAACAAUUAAAAUUAGAACAAAACAUAGGCUUUAAUUAGGCACAGACUGACCGAGUUCUGUCUGCUAGGCUGCGACUUCUAAUUGUAUAUGAUAGCAUUUUACCCGGGUCUGCCAACUGCGGCAGACUGCCAGCCGAUAGGGCAUCCUCUUUCGAGUUCGCGAAAGAAGAGCAACUGAAACGUAGGAAAUUCAUGCGCAUUGUCUUCAGUUUCCACGCACAUCACAAACCCAUACGCAUUCUCCCCCCAAACAUUCGAGUAGUAAGACUAACAAAUAAACAACCAACGCGAUCAAACGAAGAAAGAAAGUGUACCUAGUAAAUAAUGAUGAAGCGGACUAAAAGUACUUUAAAUUAUAUGAUUCAAAACAUUCAAAAUGAUGUGAUAUUCAAUUUUGCAAAUUUGCGAAACAACCACACCUGAAAUAAUAAGCAAGGUGUAUUACUAAUAAUAACUUGUUCUGUAUAGCGACGAGUAAAUCUCAGCAUGGUUUUUGAUAAAUCAUGUAAUAUUUCAACUGUAGCACUGUAAGAGAACCCAACACCAAUCAAUUGAGAGCAAUCGAAAAAAAUUACCUACAAAUCGAGCAAACAUCACAACAGAAGGUUCGAUACGUUCAAUGAAAAUGACUUUAACUACUGAAACUCAAAUAAACAGAGAUUCAUACAAUGAUGGAUGUCAAUCGAAAAUAAUUUCAAGUGAGCGCAAGGUGAAAAAUUAUUUUUUGAUGAAAUUCAUUUCACUACUGAAACUAACAACGAGGAUAAGUACCUAAAGAAGAGCUUAAAAAUUUUACGAAACGUAAGAAGAUUCCCUUUCGGGCAUUAUUUGAUUCAGCCAUUUGUUUCAAUGUAUCGAGCAAUCGCAGCCAUCGAGUUGCCAUAAAAAAACAUUCCAAAUGCAGCAUUUCCAUUCCACUACGCAGCCUGCGACGAUCGCUUGCUACGAGCCUACGAAUGAUAAUGAAGCAAACGCCCAAUCUUAGCCUAGCUCUAACCAUAGAGCGUUCCUGUCCGCGUGAGCGAGCCUACCGAAAGGCAACCCGCGUUUCACAUACCUUCUUACGAAUUAACAUCACAAGCGAAACAAUUAUUUUAUGCGAAAGUUGCAUAAAAAUCCAACUGACACCAUCAGUGAACCAACAAAUUCACGACACUUACCACCGAUUAAAAAGAACAAUUACUGCAACGAACAAUCCUGCAACUAGAAACUGCCUUACACGUUGAUUUCGUUUCGCUUACGAGUAUUGAAGAGUAGAACUAAGCUGAACACUAACUGUAUUACUAACUGCUAUACUGCCUACAGGAUGUAAGGAACAAAGCAAAUAAUCAGUCAGAACAUUCCAACAGUGAAACCGGAGAAAUCCAAUCAAAUUUGUACAUAUUUGAACAGCAAAAAAGUGCCGAAACAAUACAAAUUGUUAAGAAAAAUAAAGCAACCUAAAAAAAAGUCUGCUAAGAAAGUAAACUGUUUUCCAUAUCAUUAGCAACAACACGUAAUCGGAAAAUAUUACUAUUUUUCUACUAUUAUUGUUUUCACAAGUAAAAAAAAUCUAUUAGCUCAUGUUGAUGCAUGAGCAGCAGUCCUAAACGAAGAACGCCCUUAAGCCAUCUACACCACGGCAUCAAUAUCAAUCGAUCGGUGGGCGGUGUUUUUUUCUUUCUUAUUGUUGUUAAAACAAGCAAACAAACAAACAAACCACAAGGUCACUUCUUAGUGGAGUUAUUAGACUUUUAAUUUAUCAGUUUUUAGAACGAUAGUCGAUAGGAAUACAUAGAACCAGGUAAAGUGCUUUGUCUCGUCGAAAGUUUCACUCAGCUGAGCUGAUAGCUGGGAAGCAUGCUUAUACAUAUUAUGACAGAGAGGAUAGUUAGAAUAAGGAUUCGUAGGAUAUACACACCGACAGAGCAGCAAACGAAAGAGAGAAAACAACAAAAAGUGCAAACAUUUGCGAUUGCGAUAGCAAUGUGCAGUUUUUUUGAUACAACUUUUUGUACCAUUUCGUGUAAAAUGUA
Molecule: messenger RNA, 6260 nt
Organism: Sabethes cyaneus
Lineage: Eukaryota; Metazoa; Arthropoda; Insecta; Diptera; Culicidae
Product: venom metalloproteinase 3
Exons: 14
Coding region: 1889-4213 (774 amino acids)
Biological process (GO): proteolysis
Molecular function (GO): metalloendopeptidase activity
Source: RefSeq, a predicted model, not a curated record